This is a messenger RNA of Camelus dromedarius (Arabian camel), 4793 nucleotides long. It is a transcript of the gene WDR27, whose product is annotated as WD repeat domain 27. Lineage: Eukaryota; Metazoa; Chordata; Mammalia; Artiodactyla; Camelidae. The record is from RefSeq and is a predicted model, not a curated record. Gene Ontology annotation, molecular function: protein binding.
AUGGCGCGGCGCCUAGCGGGGCAGCCCCCUCAUCCGCGAGCGCCCUGCGGACAGACGGCAGGCCCACUGAGCGCGCCCGGCCACGGCUCAGGAGCCGCACACCGCGGCGGGCCCCGGCCCGGGGCAGCGGGGGCGCCGCUCCUGGAGCAUCCGGGACGCGCGGCCGCGCCGGAAAUGAGGCGCGCCCGGAAGUGGGACGGCGCCCGGAAAUGGCCGCUGGGCGGUAUCGUGGUGGAGGAAUCCCUGGUGGACUCCAGGGCGUCCGCGUCCCACGUCCAGCUUGCUUGCUGCAGGCGGCACCGUGCUUUCCCUUUGGGUGGAAAUGCACUUUGCAUCUGGAGCACGGAGGGCCCGUCCCACCAGCUUCUGAUCCUAAAAGGACACCAUCAGCCAAUUACUGCCGUGGCAUUUGGGAAUAUGGCAAAUCCACGUCUCGUCUGUUCUGCAUCACAAGAGUAUGUUAUCCUGUGGAACCUGGAUGAAUGCAGAGAGAAAGUACUUGAAAGGCUCCUUCCUCGAGGGGCUGUCCUGGGCACCCUUUUGGGAAAGGUGCGGUGUUUAAGGUUUAGUCCCGAUGACCGUGUGGCUGCCGUGUGUGCUGGAAGUAAAGUCCUCACACUGGACACUGAGCCCGUCUUCCUUCACCGUGUCUCCCAGAGCCGGUCCAAACUAGCUGUGCUGGAGGGGCACCGGGGCCCAGGGACCGCGGCCGAGUUUUGUCCUUGGCAGACACACUGCGUCAUCUCCGUGUCCAAAGACCGAAGCUUCAGGGUGUGGGAAUGGGUGCUAGACCCCUCCCUGCUGCUCGGUCUCUUCCUGGACCAGCGCAGCCGACAGCUGGUCACUGGCUGUGCGGACGGCCAGCUUUGGAUCUUCAAUUUGGUUGAAGGACACCACUAUCGCUGUGUGACACACGUGGACCUGAGGAGGGAGAAGAGCGUCUCCAGCAGGAGGGCUGGGUCCCAGCCUCGCAGCCAGCCGGGUGACACCGCAGACCCUCCUGGAGCAGCAGGGCAGGGGGAGAGGAAGCAGGCAGCUCGGGUCCUGGGACCAGGCAGCUCUGGCAGAGGAGGCUCGAAGGCGCCCGAGGUCACGGCCACCGGCCCCUCCCACGUGGACUGGGGACACUCUGCCCUGAAACUGAGGCUGGGGAGGAAGACCCUCCAGUGUUUUCUCUUUUUCUUACAAAUCAGACUUUCUUCUGAGAAGGCCCACUGCCUGUGGAUCAGGAGUGCGACCGGCCUGUUCAUAGUUAACUUGGCGAGCUUUGACCCGGAAGCUGUUCUACGUUCCAGAGUGACCGACUUCCUCAGUGAGGUCUUGGCGUGGGGGCUCAGUGACCCGCGGGGUCCCUGCGGCCAUGGCUCCACCAGCAGGAGCUCUGAGCAGCGCUGCGGCGCCCGGCGGCCUGUCUCUUGUUCCUGGUCGGUCAUGGUCAAGGCAUGUGUGCUUGUUCCACAGGCCCUCUGCUUGCUCACAUCCCUGUUUGGGAAGAAGGUCGCCCUGGUGGAGAUCGACCCCACCACCCUGCUGAGGUCUCAGCGGCGCUGCGACGUGGGCAGGAGUCUCUCGGUGCUGCCGAGCUCCUGCGUCUCACCCACCUCUCCGCUGUGUCCUGGUCGUGUGGAGGAGAGACGCGCCGAGCAGGCGAGCGGGAGGCCGCCCGGUGAGAGUGACGCGCUCGGACCCAGACGGGCACGGCCGUCCCUCGUCCGAGCUGCCGGCAUGUGGGUCGGCCCCGCUGCCUCGCGGGUCCCCGCGGGUGGGAGUGAAGGUUCAGCGCAUCUUCCCUCACUCCGUCUUGUCUGCCUCUCGCGUGUUUCCACACAGUGUUUGUGGCGGGGAGGGUCUGCUUGGAGCGCCAUGAAGGACCACCCCCUGGUUUUCCACAGUCAGGUCUGGUCGUCCGGGUACGCGGCCGCCCCGCGCCCUGUGCUGCACCCCCCUCCCAACCCCUGCCUCCCUGAGGCUGCCCGGGGGCUCCUGCAGGUGGCCCGCCUCUGCUCCUGGGGUCCAGGAGGGAGACAGCGGCUGGCCUGUGGCUUAGCCGACCACUCCCUGGUCUUUGAUGCUGACCUCAUGGGGACGCCUGCUGUUUUUUCAGGUCACGGCGGGGCCGUGAGCACCGUGUGCUGGAGCCACGACGGCAGGUGCUGCUGUCCGCCCCUCCCAGGACGGGAGCUGAGGGUGUGGCCGGCCCGCGGGACGGAGCUGGCGCUGUGUCUGGCAGUGGCGACCCCGCGGAGGCUGCCCGACGUGCAUGCAGCGUGCUUUUACAGUAGAGUGACAGUGUCUGUUGUCCUAUUAGUGAUACUGUCAAUUUUAGAAAGUCGGGAAGAAGAAAUGAAAAUGGUGAACUUGUUCCAGCAAAGUACAUCUGUCAUUCAGAACAAACGGCAUCUGGUCUGGGGGGGUCGCGGUCAGCGCAGUGGCGCCCCGUUGACGGGCAUCGCUGGUGAUUACUGGUUUGCACUGCAGGGCAAAGACCAGCUUCCUCUGCCCGUUCGGUCGGUGCAGUUUUCCUGCGUGGACACGUACACCUUGUUGUCCGCGGGCCCCGAGCUUCAGCUGCUCGAGUGUCACUUCGACACCCGCAAGGACGACAUGAAGAGGCACAGACGGAGGAGCAGCGGCACGCCUGUCUUCCGGCUCGCCGUGACCGACGCGGGAGAGAUCACCGGUUUAUCGGCAGCGAACGGCUUUCAUUCCUACCUGGUGCUGGCUGCCGGGUGGAGCAGGGCCCUGCAAGCCUUCGACCUUGACGCCGGCUGCAGCGCCGCGCUGGUGGCCGCAGCCCACUCGCGUCCUGUCCACCAGAUCUGCUGGAAUACAGGAUCAUCAUUUGCAACACGACCACCCCAGGCUUACAAUCUUUUUGCCAACACAGCCGUUGGUGACGGGAUAAGACUGUGGGACCCGAGGACCCUGCAUCCUGGUGUCCAUUUUCUUCCUUGUAGGUGCGAGCACCGCUGCUUCCCUUUUGGAAUUGCUUUCAGCCCUUGUGGCCGGUACGUGGCGAGUGGCGCCGAGGACACACACGCGUACGUGUACGAGACGGGCUGCAGCACCUUCUCCUGCAGACUCGCAGGAAACUCAGACACGGUCACCGCUCUGGCCUUAGGCCCGUCCGCCGCCCAGGUAUGGCCCCGGCUCAGGGAGCCUGACGCAGAGCUUCUGUCUCCGCCACCCUGCGUGUUGGUGAGGUUUGAUGAUCUUUGAGGCUGCGGGCCAGCUCUCCAUGAGAGCCGGGGGUGGAGCUGAGAAAUGAGCCCUCCCGGGGACAGGGAACCAGAGCGUGUCCUGCGAUGGCAGCAUCAUUGCUCGGCCGGUGCACAUCUGCUGGACUGCCCCGCAGGAGAGCAAGGGGUGCCCGUGGGGUCUGCUACACAGCAUGCCUUCCACUUGUGCUGAGUGUUAGAGAAACGGAUCAGCGAGGCUGUGAUGUCACAGUGCCCCUGGGCGUCGCUCGGCCUCCUUGUCUCCGCCCGGUGCACCCCGACCCUGACCGGCGUGUCGGUCCUCUGCUGCGGGGCACGUGGGUCGGCGUUUCCUCCCCUGGUGCUGAGCUGUGCACUCUGCGUCCCUUGUCCCCGGAUGAGGCCACGCUGCGUGGACCGCAGUGUGCCUGCCUUUCUUAAUCACUAGUACGUGCUGCUGUUAGCUAACUUAAAUCUUUUUAGUGUGUUUCUUGAAAUUGUUGCAUUCCUCUUUGGAGCCUUGACUGACACACGGGCAGUAGCACUGAAGCGUGGUUGUGACUGACAGCCGGAGAGGAGAGCCAGCUCAGGAGGCCAGGCAGGUGCGUGCGGGGCGCUGGGUGCCGGACGUGCAGGUGAAACACUGAAAAUUCAGUACCGGCUUCAAGGUAUCUUUUAGCAGAGCUGAACUGAGGGACGUUUUCAGUACUUGAAAAUUUUCAGUUAGAGAAAGUGUGUAGGUCUCCCUGCCACUGCGGUUCCCUUAGUGAAUAAAGGGGGGCUGAGCCAGGGAGGGAGGCCGGGGAGUGGGCGGCUCCUGCAGCCCCUCACCCCGGAGGCUGAGAAGCCACUCAGGCCUGAACGAGCGCUGCCGCUCCCGGCUGUUCUGUGAAACUUGGCAGUUUUAGGGACGAUGAUCAGAGAACCUAGUGCUAACUGUCUCUGUAACUAGGGGUUUCUAACAAAAAACCCCAUUCUUCCAGAGUUCUGUGCUCAGUCUGGUCGCAUCAGCAGGGUCCCCGUGGAGCAGCAGCACGCCUUCAGCGGCAGGCGCGCCGUGCGGCCAGGGCCUUGCUUUCUGGCGCUGUGUUUCCUGACCUUAGGGGAGCCCAGCGUCCUCGUGCUUCCCUUGUAGAGCAGAGGGCUCUGCCUUGUGGAAUCUCUGUGCGCCUGGCACUAACGGUUAAAAUUGUGCCCAUAGAGUGAAAUACCAGACUCAAGCUUUGGUUUUAAAACAUCUGUUAAAUCAUCCGUCCAACAAUGAUUUGACAUUUCUGCUUGUAGAAGACGACCCCUCUGAGUUAAUCCAGGCGUAUUAACAUCUCAGACGCACGUUCAAGCACAGGGGACCGAGGAGGUGGUUCACGUUACACUGUGAGGUUUCUGCAUCUUGGGUUGAUGAUACCUCCCAGGAGGGCAGGAUGGUAAAGGCGUGCAAGGACUGGGUUUGCAGUGGCCAGGGGAGGCCAGCAAGUCAGACCGCAGGUGUGGCACCCCGGGGGCGGUUACACUUAGCAGAUUCGCGGGUCUGGGACGUGGGUCUGGGACUCUGAGUCGGCAGAUUCAGUUCUACAGCCGCUGCCCUCCCCCUCGCUC